This is a messenger RNA of Paramormyrops kingsleyae, 1858 nucleotides long. RefSeq names its product hydroxyacyl-CoA dehydrogenase trifunctional multienzyme complex subunit beta (gene hadhb). The record is from RefSeq and is a predicted model, not a curated record. Gene Ontology annotation, biological process: fatty acid beta-oxidation. Gene Ontology annotation, cellular component: mitochondrion. Gene Ontology annotation, molecular function: acyltransferase activity, transferring groups other than amino-acyl groups. Lineage: Eukaryota; Metazoa; Chordata; Actinopteri; Osteoglossiformes; Mormyridae.
CGAAUUGUCGGGGAUGUUGUGUAGUAGACAGCAGCGCACUUGAACUGCGAUUUGUAGGCGAAGGUGGAGAAGUGCUGUUCCUGUGGAUACUCUCUGAGAAGUUGUGAAAAUGGCAUUGAUGCUAAUGAAGAGUGUCCGUAACAGCCCAGUGACCUCAUCCUGGGUUGGGCAUACUGUGGCCAGAUGUUUAGGCACAUCCACUCACCUCCAGGCUCCAGGUCAACCUAAAAGCAAAAAAACCCUGGCCAAAUCUGGUGUGAAGAACAUCGUUUUAGUGGAAGGGGUCCGCACACCAUUUCUGAUGGCUGGUACCACAUACAAUGAUCUGAUGCCCCACGACCUGGCCAGAGCUUCUCUCCAGGGUCUCCUGACUAAGACCGGCCUCCCAAAGGACGCUGUUGAGUACCUCGUGUUUGGCACAGUGAUUCAGGAGGUGAAGACCAGUAAUGUUGCCAGAGAGGCUGCUCUCGGAGCCGGAUUUUCUGAUAAGAUCCCAGCCCACACUGUAACGAUGGCCUGCAUCUCCUCCAAUCAGGCCAUGACCACCGCUGUCGGCCUGAUAGCGGCGGGACAGUGCGACACCGUGGUGGCCGGUGGAGUCGAGUUCAUGUCCGACGUUCCCAUCCGACACAGCCGCAAGAUGAGGAAGAUCAUGCUAUCCCUGAACAAAGCUAAGACCUUUGGCCAGAGGAUGGCGCUGCUGGGCAAGAUGAGACUGAGCCACUUUGCCCCUGAGCUGCCUGCCGUGGCAGAGUUCUCCACCGGGGAGACCAUGGGUCACUCCGCGGACCGACUGGCAGCCGCCUUCGGCGUGACCCGCCUUGAGCAGGACGAGUUUGCUUUUCGCUCCCACAACUUCGCCAAGAAGGCGCAGGACGCCGGGUUCCUCAGUGACGUUCUCAGCAUCAGUGUGCCAGGGAAGGGCAUGGUUUCCAAGGACAACGGCAUCCGCCCAAGCUCCUUGGAUCAGAUGGCCAAGCUGAAGCCCGCUUUCAUCAAGCCCCAUGGCACGGUCACUGCUGCCAACUCCUCUUUCUUGACCGACGGCGCCUCCUCCACUCUCAUCAUGUCAGAAGAAAAGGCUUUGGCCAUGGGAUUCAAGCCCAAAGCGUAUCUGAGAGAUUUUGUCUUUGUGUCCCAAGACCCGAAAGAUCAGCUUCUUUUAGGGCCCACUUACAGCACCUCGAAGAUCCUGGAGAAGACCGGGUUGACGUUAGCCGAUAUUGAUGUUCUCGAGUUCCAUGAAGCUUUUGCGGGCCAAAUUAUGGCAAACCUGAAAGCCAUGGACUCGGAUUGGUUCGCCCAAACCUAUGUUGGAAAGAAGUCGAAGGUCGGGUCGGUGCCGAUGGAGAAGUUGAAUACCUGGGGAGGCUCCCUGUCCCUGGGCCACCCGUUCGGGGCCACCGGCUGCCGGCUGGUGACCACCACAGCUCACAGGCUGCGCAAGGAGGGGGGGCAGUAUGGACUGGUGGCGGCCUGUGCUGCGGGAGGGCAGGGUCAUGCCAUGAUUGUUGAAGCAUAUCCACAGUGACUCUGAGGUGAGGGAGCCUCUGGAGUCACAGGAGAACCUGCCUGAAGGGUCUUGGUCAAUUGAACUACUUUGCCUGAUGCUAAUAAUCGCUGUAGGGAGGUUGUACUGUCGGAGGUUGCAGUGGCUUCGAGGGUUGGGGAGGUCUGAUAGCAUGUAGCAUCUUGAAAACUGUGUCCCCCCCCACCCCUCUGACUGUAUCAGUGCUUGUGAAAUAAGGCGCUCCGUCCUGUAAUAACAAAUAAGCCUCACUGGGACAAAAUAGUUUGCUGCUCUCUUCUGUGAUAUCAGCAUGUUGAUUUGUACCAACAAUAAACUAAUAUUUCAGUU